Molecule: messenger RNA, 2275 nt
Organism: Sabethes cyaneus
Lineage: Eukaryota; Metazoa; Arthropoda; Insecta; Diptera; Culicidae
Gene: Cortactin
Product: src substrate cortactin
Exons: 7
Coding region: 249-1925 (558 amino acids)
Biological process (GO): regulation of actin filament polymerization
Cellular component (GO): site of polarized growth; plasma membrane; actin filament
Molecular function (GO): actin filament binding
Source: RefSeq, a predicted model, not a curated record
AAAUCGCAACAUUCCGUGGCAAAUCGGGCAAAUCAUAUACGAAUCACUGUUCAUGUUUAUGUUCGUUUUUAAAGUGUGAUGUUUAAAGCAAAUUUUAACAUUAUUAAACUUGUAUAGUAUGUUGUGUAGUGUGUGGUGUUAAAUAUCGCGUACUUUAGAAUUAGUGUUCGACGUGUUUGUGGUAAAGAAUAGAAAAUAAAAGUGUUUCAUAAAAUCACUGCAGUUGCUUUAUUUUCCGGUAGAUAACGAUGUGGAAGUCAACGGCAGGUCGCGAUAUCGACGUCAACAGUCUGGCCCCGGCCGAAGACGAUGAUUGGGAGACAGAUCCUGAUUUUGUGAACGAUGUAAAUGAACAGGAACAGCGAUGGGGAUCGAAGACGGUAGAAGGAUCUGGUCGCAGUGCCGGAGCUAUCGAUAUGCAACAGUUACGAGAGGAAACAGAAAGAGCGGACGCGGAUAAGAAGCAAAAGGAAGGCCCGAAGUCUUCGCACGGUUAUGGGGGUAAGUUUGGAGUUGAGAAGGACCGCAUGGACAAGUCAGCGGUCGGUCACGAUCAUAUCGAAAAGGUGGAAAAGCAUGCUUCCCAAAAGGAUUACUCAACCGGCUUCGGCGGUAAAUUUGGUGUACAGAAAGAUCGUGUGGAUAAAUGUGCUGCCAGCUGGGAGCACAAAGAAAAGGUAGAGAAACAUGCCUCACAGAAAGAUUAUUCAACUGGAUUCGGAGGAAAGUUUGGAGUGCAGAAAGAUCGCGUGGAUAAAUCGGCAGUGGGGUGGGAUCACGUGGAAAAGGUCGAUAAGCAUGAGUCACAAAAAGACUACAGCAAGGGCUUUGGAGGGAAGUUUGGUGUUGAAGCAGAUCGUCAGGACAAAUCUGCCGUCGGUUGGGAUCAUGUCGAAGCACCUCAAAAGCAUGAGAGCCAACUGGAUCACAAAGUGGGUUUCGGAGGUAAAUUCGGUGUGCAAACCGAUCGUAAAGAUAAGUCCGCCCUCGGCUGGGAUCAUAUUGAGAAGACGACAAUGCACGAGAGUCAAGUCGAUCACAAGAUUGGUUUCGGCGGUAAGUUUGGAGUGCAGAGCGACCGAAUGGACAAGUCAGCGCUUGGUUUUCAACAGCAGGAUAAAAUUGGCACAAACUACACGAAGGUCAAACCAGACAUCGGAUCAGCAAAGCCGUCCAAUAUUCGGGCUCGAUUUGAAAAUUUUGCUGCGGCAGCUGAGGAAGAAACCCGCAAAAAAGCAGAAGAGCAAAAACGGUUGCGAGAAGAGAAAGAUCGAAAGGACAAGGAGGAAGCCACCAAACGAUUGAAUAACGUUGCUGAGCCUACCAGCGAACCUAAAAAACCGGAAAGGAAGGGACCUAUUAAUACUGGCCGUGAACAAGGCGUUGGAAGCACUAUUAGCAAUUUCAAUAGACAACCAGAAGUAGUUCCAGAAACAAACAGAAAGGAGCAAAUUGUACUGCCAAAGGACAACACAAAGAGUGCCGUCGUACAACCGGAUGUAAUACCGACAAAAGUAGCACAAGAUUUUUCGACUCAACCAGAACCAGAAGUACCGGUUCAAACAUUUACGCCUAAAGUCCAGGUUCCAUCACUGGAACUAGAACCGGAAUUAUUGCCAGAGAAGGAACCAGAGAAACCGACCUAUGCCGCUGUCGAUACUAUUGCCGAACAAUCUGUAACAUUGCCGCAGCAGGAACUCGCUCCGGAACAGGAGGAACCAGAAGAAUUCAUACUCAGCGCUGAUAAUCCAGGUGUGCAAGCGAUUGCCCUUUAUGACUACCAGGCAGCGGCUGACGAUGAAAUAUCCUUUGAUCCGGAUGAUCGAAUCACGCAUAUUGAAAUGAUCGACGAGGGAUGGUGGAGAGGACUGUGCAACAACCAUUAUGGACUGUUCCCUGCCAACUACGUGCAACUGAUUCAAUGAAUAGAUUAGUCAUGAAACGCUCAACAUUUUGGGGAAGUAUUUUUUUAGAUUGUUAAAUGUUACAUUAACGAAACUACUAUUCCAACAAUCAUUCAAUCUGACGAAAAAGCAACAAACUGUUAUCGGAAUGUACGAUGUACUUUAUGUACAUAGGAAUUAACAAUUAUCAUCCUUGGGUCAGUUAUAUUUCGAGAAGAUAUUUUGAGUUCUAGUUCAUAGCUAUGUACUGGUAUUAUUUAAGAGGCUUUUAUUUUUGACCAUUUUUUCGAAUUUAUUUUGUCCCUCUUAAAAUCACAUUUGUUUUUAUUCCAUAAAGAACUUUAACUGGCACUAACUAAAUAAUUAUCGGA